Effrenium voratum is the source of this 2952-nucleotide messenger RNA. The record is from the annotation of a GenBank genome assembly. NCBI's taxonomy places the organism in Eukaryota, Dinophyceae, Suessiales, Symbiodiniaceae.
AUGGCUGAUGGCGAGGAGAUCUUGGGUCUUCCUGGCUUGACUACUACACAGACAUACGAAGACAAAAAUAGCAGGACCAGCGACAUUGUCGGCGAGCUUGACGAGCGGAUAUUGAGCUGGUUCAAGAAAAGAAACGGCGACACGCUCAAGGGCGCACUGGCCUUCAUCCCUUGGGUUUUGCAACAAGCGAACUUUGAGGGCAGCCUGGAGAAGGGCCAUGUGGUGAUCCACCGGGGAUCAGGAGCCGUUGUGUUCUCUGACGCUAGCGGUUUCACAGCACUGACAGAGAGGCUUUCGAAGAAAGAUGAUGGUGCUGAAAAACUGUCAUUGUGCCUGACCUCCUUCUUCACUCCCCUGAUAGAUAUCAUCAACUCCUACCGUGGAGAUGUGAUCAAAUUCAGUGGCGACGCACUCACCAUCUAUUUUCAGGCAGUGGAUGACACCAAGCAUGAGAAGUACAACCACGUUGUUCCUCCACAUGGUACAUGGGGUUUGCCCGACCUCGGCCCUCAAGCAACAGCUGUUCUUCGGGCCUGUGCUUGCUGCAUCGAGAUCCACAAGCGCCUGCACAUGUUUGACACAGGCGUGGACAAUGUUCGUCUCUGCCUGCACAUCGGAGUGGGCUGUGGAGAGGUGACCAUUCUCCAGGUCGGAGGAAGAUUGCCCCCAGAGACGCGGGUGCCUCGAUUGGAGUACAUCAUCGCAGGCCCGCCCCUGGAGCAGAUCUCCAUUGCGGAGCCGCUCGCUUCGAAUGGCGAGACGUGUCUCAGCCCGCAGGCCUGGCACUAUGUCAAGGACUGUGUUGUGGAAGGCUCCCCUCUUGAGGAGAGGAGCGAUUUCCACCUUCUUUUACGGAUGGACGAGUCAAAGUAUACUUUUCCAACCAUCAAACAUGCGGCGAUGGAGAACGACCAUCGCUUGGACAAGCAGAUGACUGAUUUGAGCAAGAUUCGUCGAUACAUUCCGUCGGCGGUUUACAAGCAGAUUGAGUGUGGCACGCUCACCUAUGUGAAUGAGAUGCGGCACAUCUCCACAAUCUUCAUCAACGGAUCAGGCUUGGACAUCAUGUCAGAGAAGGGCCCGAGCAUCGCACAGGAGUUGAUGUCCUCGGUGCAGCAGUGCUGCUACCAGCAUGAGGGCACUCUCAAUAAGUUUCUGAUCGAUGACAAGGGCAUGCUCUUCCUCCUGGUCUUUGGCUUGCCACCUCUGGUGCACACAGAUGAUCCGACCCGUGCUGUGCUUGCUUGCUUUGACAUGGUCAAGGUCUUUAAAAAGCUCCAGCUCAUUGGAAAGUUCGGUGUCACCACUGGUCGUAGCUACUGUGGCGUUUGUGGCAGCGCGCGCCGCAUGGAGUACACAGUCCUGGGUGACUGCGUAAACUUGUCAGCUCGGCUCAUGGCCAAUGCGCCUCCCAACGGCAUCCUCUGUGACGACAUCACGAGAAAGCGCUCCACCACCGAGAUCAUCUACAACGCCCUGGCGCCCAUCAGAGUGAAGGGCAAGGAGAAGCCGAUCGAGAUCUUCCAGCCAGUGAAGAAGGAAUUCAGCAACAACAUUGGCUUGAACAGGAGGGGGACCAUCUCCUUCCCCUGGCACCAGAAUGCAUUUGGAGGGAUGUCGUCAGGAGGUCUCUCGGUGUCUGAAUUCCAAGACGGUGUCAUCCGCCUUUGCAGCAUCAAGUCCUGGUCCGGCAUCUCGCGGGCCUCAGAGCUGCUGGGCGCCGGUUUCCGCAAGGAAAUUCACAGUGACAAGGCCGUCCCAGUCCCGAGCGAGCCGUCUGCUGGAUCGAAGCCGCCCAAGGGCAGUCCCUUCUGCGAUGGCGGUGUUGUGGUCAUUGAAGGUGCUACCGGCACGGGCAAGAUUGAGAUGGCAGAGCACAUGGUGGUGCACUCGAUCACGACCUUCCGCAUGUUUCCUGUCUUUGGCACCAUGGGCCCGCGUCCGGGCGACAGUUUGCGGCUGUCCUGCGAGAUGCUGAGGAGCACCAUCGGAAUCUUCCGCAAGACCAAUCCAACGUUGCCGGAGGAUGACUUUGAGGCACUGAGACACCUUUCGCCAUCUCGGCGCAUGGACCUGCUCCAGCAGGCGCUGGGGAAAAACGCCGCGGCCUCGGAGCUGACCAUGGAGAAGGCCGGCGAGGUGCUGUCCCUCACCGUGGAGGUGGUGGUGGAGCUGCUGUCGCAGUUUACCAAGUCGAAUGCGGUUUUGCUGAUCAUGCAGUUCGAGUACGGCACGAGCCUUUUCCCUGACAAGCUCUCCGAUCAGGAUAUUUUCUGGCAGACCGUGAACACCGUCUACAACAGUUUCAUCAAGACGCAGCCGCCGGAUGGGAAGCCACGUGUCAUGAUGCUGAUAUGCAGACAUGCUCGAGACGAUCAUCCAGCCGUCAAAGCUGCCGAGAAGUCGAACACGAAAGUAUCUCUGAAGGGUUUGGAGGAUCAGGGCAUCGCCGAGUACAUGAGCAGCUACUUGAAUUUGCCGGACGCAGAUUCCAACCUUAUCCCUACCCCGCUGAGACUCUUCGUCUCAGAGGUCACCUUGGGGAAUCCACUUUAUAUCCGCGAGACCAUUGAUCAAUUGCGAGAGCACCACAUCCAGGUCAACGAAGGCGCUGGAGGGCAGGUGAAAAACGUGGAGUGCAAGGACAUUGACAAAGUCAACGUCUCGCAAUGGGGCCACACGGCCAUGAUCGGCAACACGGUCUGCGCGCUGGAAGCCUUGGACCCCUUGGAGGCUGCGGUGCUGAAGAUGAGCACCUGCUUCAUGGGCCCCUUUACCUUGGGGGACCUGGCCGCCAGCACUUCUUCCAGGUGGGCGGAGUCCACGCAUUUCGAUUUCCUGCGCCUCUUCCAGGCUCGUGGGACCGUUCAGAAUUUGUCGUCUAAAUUGGGUCUCUUGCUUGCCCUUCUUUUCAUGGGGGUUGAAUCCUUGGGAAUUGAUUGGUCUCCCUAA